Rhodamnia argentea is the source of this 1131-nucleotide messenger RNA. RefSeq names its product FAS1 domain-containing protein SELMODRAFT_448915-like. NCBI's taxonomy places the organism in Eukaryota, Viridiplantae, Streptophyta, Magnoliopsida, Myrtales, Myrtaceae. Bases 67 to 774 code for a protein of 235 amino acids. The record is from RefSeq and is a predicted model, not a curated record. The transcript has a single exon.
ACCUUCAAUUCGCAAGACUCAUUUCGGUUGCAACUUUCAGUUCCACAUUUCAAGAAUCGUCCGGUCAUGGCCAACACCUUCCUCCUCCUCCUCCUCCUCCGCUGCGUCCUCCUGACCACCGCCGCCACUUCGGCCUCUCCAUCACCAUCCUCGACCGUCCCCGACGCCGCAGCUCUGCCUGCGGACGGCACCUGCUGUAUCCAGCAAGUCAGCAACAUCCUCGACGCCUUGCUCAGCUCCGGCGACUUAGGCAACUGGGCCUCCAUCCUCUCCGCCAUCGACCCCUCGACCCUCCCCGUCUCGGCCACCCUCUUUGUCCCCGCCGUCGCCGCUCUCCCAAGGGACCCUCCCUCUCUCCUCUACCACGUCGUCCCCCAACACCUCGCCUCCUCGCAACUCAAGCUCUUCCGCGCGGGCUCUCGCCUGCCGACCCUCCUGCCCAACAACUCCAUCCUCGUCACGGGCGGCUCCCCAUCCAACUUCAGCCUCGACGGCCUCCCUCUCGUCGAGCCCGACCUCUUCUCCUCCGACGGCCUUGCCGUGCACGGCGUCGCUGGGGUCCUCAACUACACAGUCUACGGCAGCGCCGACAGGCUUCCUCCGCCGCCGCCGCAGCACGCGACAGGCGAUGCUCCGUCUGCGGCGACAUUCCUGCCACCGGCUCAGGGAAUGACUGGCCGGCAAACGCCUCGCGCCGCAUGCAGCACCAGGAGCACGGCGGCGGCUGUUACGUCGGUUCUUGGCUUGGCACUCUUGGGUUUUCAAAGAUUGUGAGGGAUUUCUGGGUCUCUUCGUUGAUGGGUCUUGGAUAGUUGCAGAGGCUUGAAGAGCAAACGAUCCCCGGUCAUUUUUGUUGUCCCUUUUCAGUUCUUGUCGAGCCAUUGAAGCCAUUCGAGCAAAACUUCGUUUUUCUUUCUGUAAAUUUCUGAGAUCGUACGAAGUCCAUUUAGAAGUUGGGAGAUGAACAAGGAGAGAAGCCCGUGCUCUGUCCGAGUUCGUUGGCGUGGUUGUAAAUCAAGAAAAGGUGAGGAGAUUGUAAAUCUUCUUUCGUUAAAAAAGAAAGAUUAGUUCCUUCUGGCGCUCUUGAUGUUUGCGAGUGUCUAUGGAUUUCUGGUCUACAUUUCCGUUUUU